Messenger RNA from Hippocampus comes (tiger tail seahorse), 7881 nucleotides. RefSeq names its product ATP-binding cassette sub-family A member 1. Gene Ontology annotation, molecular function: ATP binding; ATP hydrolysis activity; ABC-type transporter activity. The record is from RefSeq and is a predicted model, not a curated record. Bases 33 to 6002 code for a protein of 1989 amino acids. Gene Ontology annotation, cellular component: membrane; intracellular membrane-bounded organelle. The transcript has 41 exons. NCBI's taxonomy places the organism in Eukaryota, Metazoa, Chordata, Actinopteri, Syngnathiformes, Syngnathidae. Gene Ontology annotation, biological process: transmembrane transport; lipid transport.
CCGCUGCCCCCGCACCCUCCUAGCUUUCAAGCAUGAAGAGUUGGAAAGAUAUGCGAAAGGAGAUCCUUUAUCUCACCGCCAAUGCCACGGGCUCUCCGAAUCAGAUGUACCAGGCUGUGUCACGUAUUGUCUGUGGCCACCCAGAGGGUGGCGGCCUCAAAAUCAAGUCUCUCAAUUGGUAUGAAGAUAACAACUACAAGGCGCUGUUUGGAAACCAUGGCAAUGAUAGUGACAACGAGCCCCUUUCCUACGACAAUACAUCCACUCCUUAUUGCAACACCAUGAUGCGGAGACUGGAGUCUAGCCCCAUUUCCAGGAUGAUCUGGAGAGCUCUCAAGCCACUGCUUGUGGGAAAGAUCCUGUACACCCCAGAUACUCCAGCCACACAGAGGAUAAUCCACGAGGUGAACAAGACCUUCCAGGAGCUUGGCCUGUUGAGGGACCUUGGUGGGAUGUGGGAUGAGCUGAAGCCCAAAGUGUGGAACUUCAUGGAGAACAGUGAAGAAAUGGAUUUGGUUAGGACGCUGCUCCAAAAUAACGCCAGCGCCACUUUCUUGAACACCCAACUCAGUGGGACUGAGUGGCGGGUGUCCGACGUGUCGCACUUCCUUUCCAAAUCUUCGGAUGACCAAAGACCUGCAGGAUCAGCAUACACCUGGAGGGAUGUCUUCAAUGAAAGUGACCAGGCCAUACAGACAAUUUCACGGUUCAUGGAGUGUGUCAACCUGGACAAAUUGGAGCCAGUAGCAAACGAGGAGCGCUUGGUCAACAAAUCCAUGGGUCUGCUUGACAACCAGAAGUUCUGGGCAGGCAUUGUGUUCCCCGACAUCACCCAUAGCAACAGCUCUGACCUGCCUCCCAACGUCAACUACAAAAUCCGCAUGGACAUCGAUAAUGUUGAAAGGACCAACAAGAUCAAGGAUGGCUACUGGGACCCCGGCCCCAGGGCAGACCCUUUCGAGGACUUGCGGUACAUCUGGGGUGGAUUUUCCUACCUGCAGGAUGUGAUUGAACAGGGAAUCAUCCGAGCUGUGACAGGCACCAAGGAAAAGACUGGGAUCUACAUUCAGCAGAUGCCCUACCCCUGCUACGUCGAUGACAUUUUUCUGCGGGUGAUGAGUCGAUCGAUGCCUCUUUUCAUGACGUUGGCAUGGAUGUAUUCGGUGGCCAUCAUCAUCAAGGGGGUGGUCUACGAGAAGGAGGCCCGGCUCAAGGAGACCAUGAGGAUCAUGGGACUGAACAAUGGCAUCUUGUGGCUCAGUUGGUUCAUCAGCAGUUUGAUUCCACUGCUGAUUAGCGCUGGCUUAUUGGUCAUGAUAUUGAAGGUCGGCAACUUGCUGCCUUACAGCGACUCAGGCGUUGUCUUCCUUUUUCUGAGCUCUUUCGGCGUGGUAACCAUCAUGCAGUGCUUCCUUAUCAGCACAUUGUUCUCUCGUGCCAACUUGGCAGCAGCCUGUGGUGGAAUUAUCUACUUCACCCUCUAUCUGCCCUACGUGCUGUGUGUGGCCUGGCAAGACUACAUUGGAUAUGGAGCUAAAAUUGUCGUGAGUCUGCUUUCUCCUGUAGCUUUUGGUUUUGGCUGUGAGUACUUAUCCCUGUUUGAGGAGCAAGGUGUGGGAAUCCAGUGGUCCAACUUGCUGGCGAGCCCCCUGGAGGAGGACAGUUUCAAUCUGACCACCUCCAUCUGUCUCAUGCUCUUCGACGCCGUUCUCUAUGGACUAAUGACGUGGUACAUUGAAGCUGUGUUCCCUGGCCAGUAUGGGAUCCCCAGGCCUUGGUAUUUCCCUAUAACCAAGACAUAUUGGUGUGGCGAGCAACAGAGCAAGAACAUCUCAAGCCUUUUGUCCAAGAAAGGCAAUGCUGAUGCCGUGUGCAUCGAGGAGGAGCCAAGCCACAUAGAUCCGGGUGUUUAUAUUGAGAAUCUGGUAAAGGUCUACAGUCAUGGAAACAAGCUGGCAGUGGAUGGUCUCUCGCUGAGAUUCUACGAAGGACAGAUUACCUCCUUCCUGGGUCACAAUGGAGCUGGCAAGACCACCACAAUGUCAAUCCUAACGGGGUUGUUCCCGCCUACUUCCGGAACUGCCUACAUCUUAGGCAAAGACAUUCGCUCAGAGCUGAGUACCAUCAGACAGAAUCUGGGGGUCUGCCCCCAACACAAUGUGCUUUUCAGCAUGCUGACAGUGGAAGAGCACAUCUGGUUUUAUGCUCGCCUGAAGGGACUGCCUGAGGAGAUUGUGAAGGCCGAAAUGGAACAAAUUGUUAAUGAUGUUGGAUUGCCUCAUAAACGACGGUCACGCACCAGCACACUUUCUGGUGGGAUGCAGCGGAAAUUGUCAGUGGCAUUGGCUUUUGUCGGGGGCUCCAAAGUUGUAAUCUUGGACGAACCCACAGCUGGAGUUGACCCCUACGCACGUCGGGGCAUCUGGGACCUGCUUCUCAAAUACCGACAAGGGCGCACUAUCAUCCUGUCCACCCAUCAUAUGGAUGAGGCCGACAUCCUGGGUGACCGCAUCGCCAUCAUCUCGCAUGGCAAGCUCUGUUGUGUCGGAUCCUCGCUCUUCCUGAAGACCCAACUGGGCACCGGCUACUACCUGACCCUGGUCAAGCGAGACUACGACUUGGCACUUCAGUCCUGCAGGAAUUCUGCAAGCACUGUGUCUUACAACAAGAAAGCUGAGAAGGAGGAUAGUGUCUCUGAGAGCAGUUCAGAUGCAGGCCUUGGCAGUGAACCAGAGAGUGAAACCACCACCAUUGAUGUUUCCCUCAUCUCCAACGUGAUUUUCAAGCAUGUCUCAGAGGCUCGUCUGGUGGAGGACCUCGGACACGAGCUCACCUACGUCCUGCCCUAUCAGUCGGCUAAAGACGGAGCCUUUGUCGAGCUCUUCCAUGAACUUGAUGACCGUCUCACCGACCUGGGAAUAUCGAGCUAUGGAAUAUCAGACACCACCCUAGAGGAGAUUUUCUUGAAAGUGGCUGAGGACAGUGGAGUUGAUUCUGUGGAACUUUCAGAUGGAGUAGUGCCGACGAGGACACGUCGCCGCCAUGCAUUUGGAGACCAUCAGAGCUGCUUGAAGCCCUUCACUGAAGAUGACUUUGAUUUCAAUGACUCUGAAGAGUCCCGUGAGACUGACUGGCUUAGUGGCAGUGAUGGCAAAGGCUCCUACCAGGUCAAAGGCUGGAGUCUGAAGCGACAGCAGUUUGUGGCACUCCUCUGGAAAAGAUUCCUCUAUGCUCGCCGUUCCAGGAAGGGCUUUUUCGCACAGAUUGUCCUCCCAGCUGUGUUUGUGUGCAUUGCUCUGGUGUUCAGCUUAAUUGUUCCUCCAUUUGGAAAGUACCCCAGCCUGGCUCUGGAUCCCAGCAUGUAUGGAGAGCAGUUUACCUUUGUCAGUAAUGACAUCCCUGAGGACCCUCAUAUCAGCAAACUACUUGGAGCUUUGACAGACAGACCAGGAUUAAGAACACGCUGCAUGCAUGGCGAAUCCGUUUUGGACACUUCGUGUGCUUCCGAGGAGGCCGAGUGGUUGAUUCCACAAGUACCUCAAAGUGUGAAGGACAUGUUCGACAAUGGCAACUGGUCAAUGGAGAAUCCGUCACCCCUGUGCGAAUGCAGCUGCGAGGGGCGCAAAAGGAUGCUGCCUGAAUGUCCAGCUGGUGCAGGGGGCCUUCCGCCUCCACAGACGAAGCUCAGCGACAAAGACACUCUUCAGAAUUUGACGGGCAGAAAUGUGUCAGAUUACCUGGUGAAGACUUACGCUCAAAUCAUUGGCAAAAGCCUGAAGAACAAGAUUUGGGUCAACGAGUUCAGAUAUGGUGGCUUCUCGCUUGGCGCCAGGGGCUCUCAGCUUCCAGCCCAGAGAGACGAGAUCGAUGAGGCAAUUGCUCAACUGCGUUUGCGCUUCCGCCUAGAAAGGGGAACUGCAGCAGAUCGUUUCUUUCGCAGUCUCUCCAACUUCAUUCAAGGAUUAGACACCAAUAAUAAUGUCAAGAUCUGGUUCAACAACAAGGGCUGGCACAGCAUUGGCUCUUUUCUAAAUGUGAUGAACAAUGGAAUCCUUCGAGCAAGUCUGCCAGCUGGCGAAGACCCCGCCAAGUUUGGUAUCACUGCCUAUAAUCAUCCCCUCAACCUCACCAAGGAACAGCUGUCACAAGUUGCCCUAAUGACGACAUCGGUGGAUGUGCUGGUGUCCAUCUGCGUGAUCUUCGCCAUGUCCUUUGUACCCGCCAGUUUCGUUGUCUUUCUAAUCCAAGAGAGGGUGAACAAGGCCAAACACUUGCAGUUUAUCAGCGGAGUGCAACCUUUCCUCUACUGGCUGGCCAACUUUGUUUGGGACAUGUGUAACUACAUUGUCCCUGCCACACUGGUCAUCAUCAUUUUCAUCUGCUUCCAACAAGAUGCUUACGUCUCCUCCACCAACUUGCCCGUGCUGGCCUUGCUGCUCCUGCUGUAUGGGUGGUCCAUCACGCCUUUGAUGUACCCGGCCUCAUUCUUCUUUAAGAUACCCAGCACGGCCUACGUAGUUCUGACCAGUGUCAACAUACUGAUAGGAAUAAAUGGCAGCGUGUCCACAUUUGUACUGGAGCUGUUUGGUGGCAAUGAGAUCGGUGGUAUCAAUGACAUCUUGAAGAACGUAUUCCUCAUCUUUCCUCACUUCUGUCUGGGACGAGGAUUGAUCGACAUGGUCAAGAAUCAAGCCAUGGCGGAUGCUUUGGAGAGAUUUGGUGAAAACCGUUUCCGUUCUCCUCUGGCUUGGGAUAUGGUGGGAAAGAACCUGUUUGCAAUGGCCAUUGAGGGAGUCAUCUUCUUCUGCAUCACCAUCCUCAUCCAGUACCGUUUCUGUAUCAAAGCCAGGUCAUCAUCCAGCCACCUGAAGCCAAUUGGCGAAGAAGAUGAAGAUGUGGCCAGAGAACGACAGAGAAUCCUAAGUGGUUCAGGGCAAACCGACAUAUUGGAGCUUCGUCAGCUCACAAAGAUUUAUAAGCGGAAACAAAAGCCCGCUGUGGACCGCCUGUGCGUUGGCAUUCCCCCAGGCGAGUGUUUUGGUUUGCUGGGAGUCAACGGCGCAGGGAAAACCAGUACGUUCAAAAUGCUCACAGGCGAUUCAGUGGUUACCAGUGGAGAGGCCUACCUGGCAGGCAAAAGUGUGACAACAGAAAUAGAUGAGGUGCAUCAGAACAUGGGCUACUGUCCGCAGUUUGAUGCCAUCAAUGACCUGCUGACGGGACGAGAGCACCUUGAGUUCUACGCUAUUCUCAGAGGUGUUCCUGAGAAGGAAGUGUGUGAGGUGGCAGAGUGGGGCAUUCGCAAGUUGGGCUUGGUCAAGUAUGUUGACAAAUCGGCAGGGAGUUACAGUGGAGGCAACAUGAGAAAACUGUCCACAGCAAUCGCUCUCAUAGGAGGACCACCAGUUGUAUUCCUGGAUGAACCUACAACAGGCAUGGACCCGAAAGCACGGCGUGCCCUGUGGAAUGCCAUCCUGAGCAUUAUCAAAGAGGGACGAUCUGUCGUCCUGACCUCCCACAGCAUGGAGGAGUGUGAAGCGCUUUGCACCAGGAUGGCUAUCAUGGUCAAUGGCAGAUUCCGCUGUCUGGGGAGUGUACAGCACCUGAAGAACAGGUUUGGAGAUGGUUAUACCAUCAUCCUGAGGGUGACCGGACCGGAUCCAGAUCUCAGGCCAGUGAUGGAGUUCAUUGAGCUGGAACUUCCUGGGAGUACACUGAAGGAGAAACAUCGCAACAUGCUUCAGUAUCAAUUGCCCUCCUCCCUCACCUCCCUCGCACGCAUCUUCUCCCUGCUGGCCACCAACAAGGAGGCACUCAGGAUAGAGGACUACUCUGUCUCUCAGACCACACUAGACCAAGUGUUUGUAAAUUUUGCCAAGGACCAAAGUGAUGAGGACCACUUGAAAGACGUCCACCUGAGCAAACGCGACGCGGUGGUCGUGGACAUUUCCCAGCUCAACUCUUUCCUCAUGGACAGCAAGACCAGGGAGAGCUGUGUCUGAUUCCACCUUGCCACCAGAGGGUGUCGCCAUGUGUCACCCCCCACCCCCCCCCAAACUCCCACCCCAGAUAUAAUCUGCACCACGAAAUUUCAAACGGGAGACAGACUAUGUUCACUUUAUUUUGUUCUCAUUUGUAGUAUUCUUUUUUUUUGUAAUUAUGUCUCAGUGGACCUGCUGUUAAGUGCACAGCCUCUGAAGAUAUGACGAGGCAGAGACUGCAGGUAUUGUUAAAACACUGAACUCAAUGCAAGUCAAUGCAAGAAAUCUCUAUAUUUAAGACGAAAAGAUACUUGAGUGAGGGUCGGAGACUGGUGCUUCUCCUUCACUAUGGACAAUUGAGGCGGGGUUGUCAUGCUUUGUUUGACUGGAAAAGUAGCCGUGCUACUGUCUCAGAGGAAGUCUCACUGAAAGCCCAUUCCAAAAAGUAGCAAGCUACUUGGCCGAGGGAAGAAGAAUGUUCUGAUCAUUCACUGCCGACCGCAAAAGGAUUUCAAGGACUUCAAACCCUUUUUCAGAGUCAAAUGUCUUCGUUACCAGGAGCAGUUUUAUAAAGCAGGAUGUGUCUCAAAAUAAUCCCAACGCAUUUCAAGGGAGGAACACAAAAUUAAUGACACUUUUUUCUCAUUUGACUCAUGAUAAGUUGUAACUUUGUUGUACCUUUCUUUGAAUAACAGUUGAUUGAUAACGUUGUUGUCGUUUUCAUUUGUUGUUCUUCAUGUCAUGACUUAGUUCAUCACAGUGCCUAUGGUGAAGUGGGAAAUAAAUGUUAGCACUCCAUUAAUAACAUCAAUAUAGGCUGGAAAGGGAUGUUUCAGACCAUUUGACAAAGAAUACUCUUUUUUUUGUGAAGAGUAGAAAAAGUUGUUCCCUGUUUAAAAAAAAAAAAGAACAAACAUAAUGUUAUCUUGAUGUCUGUACAUGAUGUGCAGUCCACUGUUAUGCCAUGUUUUCACUCGGCCCCGCCGUCUUGGGUUUCUUUGAGUGAAAGGUGCAGGGGGUUGAACAAGAAGAUGAACAUUGCAUGCUCGCCCCCGCCUGUAGUGUGGCAAAGCUUGCAGAUUGUUUCGUUGUUAGUGGAUUUUAAGAACUGCGUGUACACGAGGGCACUGAAUCUAAAUGAGGAAAUUGUGAUUCGUGGGAUGGGAGGGGGGGAGUCAAAAGGUAGCACUCAUACCUGCUAGUUGACAGUCGUACUUCUGCUUUCCUUGUGAUGGAACUAAGAUGGUCAAUGUUAUGUACAGUAGAAGUGUUGUGGUGUUCACACAAACAUAAGCAACAAGCAGUUCCGUGCCAAACUGAAUACUGACGAGGCAACUGUUUUGUACAAUUUAAAGAUGUGCUUUUUUUUUUUUUUUUGUCAUUAGGCCACUUAAAGCAAACUACAACACAUGUUACUGUAGGGUGAAAAGUUGCCAAACUCUAAUAUUGACUGUGCUACCAUGACUGGACACAAUCAGGGACCAUUGCAAUUUAAUUAGUGCUCUGACCAAAUACAUAGAAUUAUAUGCAGGGUUGAAGGAGGUAACUGGUGCUGAAUGUUCAGUAAAAUCUUGGAAAGGGUUUCCGAACAGCUCUGGAUUUAUUAGUAAGCUGUUGCGGACACCCGGAAUGGCUGAAAGACAUUGAGCAGAGCACCAAAAACAAAAAUUUGCUACACAACAUCAUCAAGUCUUUACUUUUAAAGGUAGGAGUGCUUGACCGAGAAAAGUCAAAUUGAGAUUCGUGAAAUCGAGAGAUAGUGGUAACGUGGUGAUUUUUCUCCUCUUUUUGCUCAAUAUUCCUAUUCGUUUACAUUUUUUUCAAGUAUUAAACAACAGCUGAUUGAGUCUGUUACCCAUUGUGUAUAGUAACUGUUUCAAUAAAGUUCAUACAUUUUGGA